Messenger RNA from Amphibalanus amphitrite, 2253 nucleotides. Its product is annotated as transmembrane protein 179-like. Bases 549 to 1232 code for a protein of 227 amino acids. NCBI's taxonomy places the organism in Eukaryota, Metazoa, Arthropoda, Thecostraca, Balanomorpha, Balanidae. The record is from RefSeq and is a predicted model, not a curated record. The transcript has 6 exons.
GUAACAUGUGACCGAAGUGGCUUCAAGACUUCUGGGACACCGGACACCCUACAUUACCUAGUCGUGCAGCUAAAUUGCGUAUUGUACCACAGAUGUUCUUGAAGAGGAAAAGAAUUGUCCAUCGCCGCGCGCCCUUGGUGUUUUUGCUUGGCUGAUUGGAACAGCUGAAUGGUGCUUCUCUCAUCUCCAGAAUUUGAGAAUUAACACACUCCUGGAAUUACCAUAUGUCAUGGUUGGGGUGCUACUCGUGUGCAGGGGUCGUUUUCAAAUCUCGGGAACGGCUGGCCGAUUGUGCUAAACUUUUGUACCUACACCAUUAGGCAAGAAGGAUCAAGGAUGUCGUGCAAAAAUUUGGUGAGGUCCAGUUUGGACGUUCGCACGUGGAGGGUGCCGCUUUCCACAUCUCAAGAACGGCUAGAUGGGCCGGUUGCUCUCACUUUUGGCGCACCAGACCGGUUAGUGAGUUGCCGUGCAUACUGCAUACAGCAUAGGUCAGCCUUUGGAAGAAGUCCCUCAAACAUUUACAGAGCCCCCAGACACCUGUCACCAUGGUGCUGGCCGUGCAGCUGACUGGCUAUCUGGUGUCAGUGUGUCUCAGCUUUGUGGUGCUGGUGCCUAUGCUACUCAACUUCAAGGACUUUAGAUACAAAUGUCUGCUGUUCACUGCCGGUGACUUCCGCGAGCAGGAUGGCCAGUUUGUGCCGCAGUGGGCGUCCAGCAUCUACUGCUACUACGUCAUCUUCAUGUCGGCCACGCUGACGCUCAUCUGCGUGCUGCAGGCCGUGCGCACCAUGCUGUUCCUCCGCCACGACACGGACACGUCAUUCUCGGGGGCGUUCGUGGAGAUGAUUGUGUGCAUUUUCACGACGCUCGCCUCCCUGGUGGCUGCCCUGUUCGUCACACUGGGCUACGAGGUGUGGUGCGACAACAUCACGAAACGAUUCGCCACGUGUUCUGAUGCCACCCAGAAUCAGAUCGACGUGGCCGAUAACAUCGACACGGCCAACUUCUACCUGGAGAUCGGUAUGGCGCAGUUCGGCGCCUGGUGUCUCUGGUCGGCGUCAGUGGGACUCUGCGUCUGCGCCGUCCUCAAGAUGUGCAAGUUCCACCAGGACGAGAACAUCCGACUGAGCAUGGCUCACGAGCGUGAGCGACAGCGGAUCAUCCGCGGCGGGCGCACCACCUCCCGGUACGGGCCCAUGGUCGAGACGGCCGACGCUGGUGACGCCUAGCGGCGCUGCUGCGAACUACCGGUAGUCGGGAGUGGGACCGAGAACAAAGUACGGUGGGUGGCGCUGCGCUGCGGCGGUCGGCCGUCCAGCUUUGAGCCGUGGGUGCCAUGUCAGUACGACGUGAAGUGUUCUUUCCAAAAGUAUUUACGAUACGCUCAACUACGGGCUGGCUCGUUUCGCUACGUUCUCAAACCAGUUCAGCCACGUUGUCUAGGGAAAUCGUUCAGCAAAAUUUGAAGAACCGGCGUUCUGGCUGACUUAUUUGAAAUUUCAUUUCAUUUCAUUUCAGCGUAGCGUAGAGUUCGUGGCCGCACCGGGGCUGGGCGUUCUCUCAGAGUCGGUACCUGAGCGCCCUGCAGUGUACUGUGCCGGUAUCGCUGGCCUCAUCUCGCUUCCGUGCGCCUCCCUGUCGCUCCUUGUGGGCCGUGUCUGCAUUGUAGUAGUGUCGGUUCGUGUUUUCCCUGCGGUCAGACCGUCUUUAGGUGUCCGCCGGUCCCCAGUGGCACCUUACCCGUGUUGGGACGGCCGAUCGAAGACCGGGCUGGCUCGCUUCUGUUGUGGUCAGUGCGGUAUAUCGACCAGGGACUAUCGGGACGGCGGUGGGGUGUUUUGUACGUUUGCUGCGAAUUAUGAGUAGGUGCAGUCAAGCCCAAGGUUUCACGAUAUUGGGUACAGUGUAGCAAAUUGUUAAACAAUGUUUGUCUGCUGCGCGUGCGUCGAUGCACUGCGCAGCUGUUGCAUGCAUGUAUUGUAUAUUGUAAUGUAUAUUUCGCCAGUCUGAUCUUGGCGAUGCGUGUCAAUAGUAUGGCUAUAUAGUAGCAAUAGGUCCAUUAUUUAUUGAUACGGGAAUGGCACCUCCAUCCAUAGGCUGUUGAUGACACCGUUUGUGUGUGUGGUUUGUCGGUAAAUGGUGAAAUUUCACCAAUCGCCGACAAUCCCUUUACUUCGGCUAGGCUAUGUAAUGUAUAACGCCAUUUGUGCAAAGAGUCCAUAACAUACUGCAAUAUAACUUAUGUGUAAA